Messenger RNA from Telopea speciosissima, 1356 nucleotides. RefSeq names its product E3 ubiquitin-protein ligase SDIR1. Bases 295 to 1125 code for a protein of 276 amino acids. The transcript has 9 exons. The record is from RefSeq and is a predicted model, not a curated record. NCBI's taxonomy places the organism in Eukaryota, Viridiplantae, Streptophyta, Magnoliopsida, Proteales, Proteaceae.
GUGGGACAGCAUUGCAACUUUGGACAGGAAGACGAGCAUACGCGUCUUCCACUGUUGUCCGUUCUCUCUCUCGAUUUUCUGAAAAUUGAAACAUAGUCCAUCAAAACAAACGGAAACAGAGGAUCGAUAUUUGGGUUUCAGAUACUCGAGGUUAAUCUAGUGUUGAUCCUUCUUUUGCCUGCUAGCAUUUUGAUCCUGUUAUUGCUGCCCUGGAGGAUUUAGCGGGGACUCAUACUAUCUGUACCUGGACUAUCUGAUACUCUUACCUAGGGAAGUUUUUUAAUCACUUCAACGAUGAGUUUUGUUUUCAGAGGAACUAGAGCAGAUAUAGAAAGCGGAUUUGCAGGUUUUAUUCCUGAACGGCGUUCUGUGCGUGUUCAUGCAGCUCGGCCAGUUAAUACGAAUUCAAUGGCUUUUCUUGUUACAGCAGUUCUACUAUUGUUCAUGAUACUAAAUUCACACCAAAUGUCACCAAACUUUCUGCUCUGGCUAUUUCUGGGUGUCUUUUUAAUGGCUACUAGCCUUAGGAUGUAUGCAACUUGUCAACAACUUCAGGCUCAGGCGCAGGCUCAUGCUGCUGUAGCCAGUGGUCUGCUUGGUCAUACUGAACUGAGGUUGCAUAUGCCACCAUCCAUAGCCUUGGCAACAAGAGGGCGUCUGCAAGGCCUCAGGCUCCAGCUUGCACUUCUUGACCGUGAAUUUGAUGACCUGGAUUAUGAAACUUUGAGAGCAUUGGAUUCUGACAAUGCGUCCACAGCUGCUUCAAUGAGUGAGGAAGAGAUAAAUGCACUUCCCGUUCACAAGUACAAGGUCACUGGUAUACAGAGUGAUGGCUCCUCCAUGCAACAGGCAUCAUCUUCAUCAACAACCGAGAAAAAGCAAGACUCUUGCAAGGCAGAUGGAAACAUCAAGUCUCCAGAAGAUGAACUGACAUGCAGUGUUUGCCUGGAGCAAGUUAAUGUUGGAGAACUAAUCCGCAGCUUACCAUGCUUGCAUCAGUUCCAUGCUAACUGCAUCGACCCAUGGCUGCGGCAGCAAGGCACGUGUCCUGUGUGCAAGUUUAGAGCAGGGUCUGGAUGGCAGGAUAGUGGAGAGAGUGGAAUGGAUGCUUCCUACAUGGUUUGAAGCACUUGCACACCAUUUACAUAUGUAGCUAAUAGAUUUACCUUUAUACACACACAGGCAAAGGUCAAAAGCUCUGAUUUAUAUUAUGUCAUUCUCUAGGAAUGGUGUGAUCUAAGUUUAACAAGGAUGUGAAGAAAAUGAUGAGAUACUGGGUUGGUCCCCCCACCCCCCCAAAAAAAAAAAAAAAAAUUUAACUUCGAAGUUCUAAUGAGAACAGUUUCAGCUAUCAUG